AUGAUCAAGAUCUGGAGCAUGAAGAAGGAGGAGGAGUCGGCAAAGAAGAAGAAGCCCAAGACCUCGCCCGCACAGCUUCGCGUCCAGAAGGGUAAGCGGUCCGGUGCUUCCUCUCCAUCGAAGUAUGAGCUGACCCGACACUGCCAAAUGCCGCCAGACUUGACCGAGCUGGAGCUGCCAAAGACCAUGAAGACCGACUUCCCAGAUCCAGCAGACGUGCUCAACUUUACGCUCACCAUCGAGCCCGACGAGGGAAUGUACAAGGCCGGCUCGUUCAAGUUCACCUUUGCCAUCAACAACAACUACCCGCACGACCCGCCCAAGGUCAAGUGCACACAAAAGAUUUACCACCCGAACGUCGACCUGGAGGGCAACGUGUGCCUCAACAUCCUGCGCGAAGACUGGAAGCCCGUGCUCAACCUCAACUCGGUCAUGGUCGGUCUGCAGUACCUCUUCCUCGAACCCAAUGCCGACGACCCACUCAACAAAGAGGCAGCCGAGGACCUGCGCAAGGACCGAUCAGUGUUUGCCAGCAACGUCAAACGCAGCCUUGGCGGCGGAGCAAUCAAGGGAACCACAUACGACAAGGUUGUUGCCAAGUAG
Molecule: messenger RNA, 603 nt
Organism: Moesziomyces antarcticus
Lineage: Eukaryota; Fungi; Basidiomycota; Ustilaginomycetes; Ustilaginales; Ustilaginaceae
Product: E2 ubiquitin-conjugating enzyme
Exons: 6
Coding region: 1-603 (200 amino acids)
Source: RefSeq, a predicted model, not a curated record